UCUAGUUAUAUUCCCGGAAGUUAAGAAUAGCCUGUCAUUGCGGAAGUAGCUUCAGUGAAGAAAACCUUUUUUAUUGAGAAUUGAAAGAUAAUAAUUUACUGUCGUGAGAAAACGAGUCACGUCAUAUAGUUAGAGAUUACUACCCGUUUUACUGUGUCUAUUGCUGGCUUUUUGAAAAGGAGUAAAAUGUGUAAUGGAUGUGUGCAGAAAGAGUACCCCGACAGGGGGAACACAUGUUUGGAGAAUGGCUCCUACCUGAUGAACUACUUGGGCUGUGCCAACUGUCACCAGAGGGACUUUGUGUUGAUCAGCAACAAGGCCACAGAGGAUGAGGAUGGAGAGGAGAUAGUCACCUAUGAUCAUGUGUGUAAAAACUGUGACCACGUCGUAGCCAGGCAUGAGUAUACCUUCUCUGUGGUGGACGAUUAUCAGGAGUACACAAUGUUGUGCAUGCUGUGUGGGAAGGCGGAGGACUCCAUCAGUGUGCUGCCAGAUGAUCCCAGGCAAACCGCCCCUCUCUUCUAGAAGAGUACAAUGACAGACUGAGAUGACCAGAUGUAAACAAUCAAGAACUGCAAGCUCAACAUGGACCAGAAGUCCCAUGAAAGAGAUGGACUAUUAGCAUUAUAGAAAAUAGACCAGGUAUUCUAGAACACAUAUCACUUCUCAAACCCAAAGCCAUAUAGCCAUGCAUCUCUAUAUGGCUCUGCCCAGACAUAACAUUUCACCUAUAGAACACGGAGCUUGUCUAAGAUGGCAAGUCCUAUAUUCAUCAAAUUGAAGGAAUAAUACCUUAGUCUUCUUCUUCUUCUUCUAAUAGUCUUCUUUAACAUAGACUUUUCAUCAGUAUUAAGGGUAAGCAAAGACUACAUAGUAUAGUACAUGCUACUCUUCAUUGACCACAGAUGUAUAUACUGUCCAAUUUUGCUAGAAUUAGAUUUAGGGCCUAGUUCACUCAGUAACAACCCCAACCCCCACCCCAUAAGCACUAUUAGAGAUUCAUCUUGGCUUAUCAGAGCGCAAGAAGAAGCUACUACCAUAUCACAUAUACCUAAGGAUCUACAUUAAGUUUAUUGAAGGUUUGGGGGCUAAGGGUUGUUUCUGUAUAGGGCCUAUGUUGGGGGCUAGGGGUUAUUUCUGGACAGGGCCUAGGUUGGGAACUAGUGGUUGUUUCUGUAUAGGGUCUAGGUUGGGGCUAAGGGUUGUUUCUUGACCGGGUCUAGGUUGGGGCUAAGGGUUGUUUCUGGACAGGGCCUAGGUUGCGGACUAGUGGUUGUUUCUGUAUAGGGUCUAGGUUGGGGCUACGGGUUGUUUCUGGAUAGGGCCUAUGUUGGGGGCUAGGGGUUGUUUCUGGACAGGGCCUAGGUUGGGGACUAGUGGUUGUUUCUGUAUAGGGUCUAGGUUGGGGCUAAGGGUUGUUUCUGGACAGGGCCUAGGUUGCGGACUAGUGGUUGUUUCUGUAUAGGGUCUAGGUUGGGGCUACGGGUUGUUUCUGGAUAGGGCCUAAGGUUUGUUUCUUGACAGGGUCUAGGUUGGGGAUAAGGGUUGUUUCUGGAUAGGGUCUAGGUUGGGGCUAAGGGUUGUUUCUGGAUAGGGUCUAGGUUGGGGCUAAGGGUUGUUUCUGGAUAGGGUCUAGGUUGGGGCUAAGGGUUGUUUCUUGACAGGGCUUAGGUUAGGGUUAUUUUUUAGGGCUUGGAACCCUAGUUAGACUGCUGUUAAGGAUAAAUAACUGUUACAGAUCACAUGUCUAUUUAAAUAGAUUUGACAGUAAUGUUUUUUAAAUAUAAAUAUUAAGUAAAACAAAUGUUUGUAUGUUGGGGGGGCAAUGGAACUUGACACUGUACGCAUUUGUUGGUUGCAUCGUUGCGUAAUAAAGACAACGUGUAGGUAGUCUA
This is a messenger RNA of Oncorhynchus tshawytscha (Chinook salmon), 1895 nucleotides long. It is a transcript of the gene churc1, whose product is annotated as churchill domain containing 1. The coding region runs from base 187 to 525 and encodes 112 amino acids. NCBI's taxonomy places the organism in Eukaryota, Metazoa, Chordata, Actinopteri, Salmoniformes, Salmonidae. The record is from RefSeq and is a predicted model, not a curated record. The transcript has 4 exons. Gene Ontology annotation, biological process: positive regulation of DNA-templated transcription; multicellular organism development; fibroblast growth factor receptor signaling pathway. Gene Ontology annotation, molecular function: zinc ion binding.